Manduca sexta (tobacco hornworm) is the source of this 1057-nucleotide messenger RNA. RefSeq lists its product as uncharacterized. Bases 83 to 613 code for a protein of 176 amino acids. The record is from RefSeq and is a predicted model, not a curated record. The transcript has 2 exons. NCBI's taxonomy places the organism in Eukaryota, Metazoa, Arthropoda, Insecta, Lepidoptera, Sphingidae.
CGAGCUAAAGUUCAAAGUUUAAAACACUAGCCGAGCCCACCACACCUUGUCCCAUACUCCGGAACAGUUGACGUGCGAUAAUAUGGACCCCGACGAGCGCGAACUCGCCGAGUUGCUCGCGGAGGAAGAGCUGGCGGACCAGGAGGUGGAGCGGUUCAUAGCGCGAAUGCAACAGGCAGCGGCGGCUGGCGCGCGGCCCUCGACGGCUGGCGCGCGACCCGCGGCUCCCGUGAUGGCGCAGGAGUCCGACACGCCGACGCCGUUGGUCGCGCCGGCUCCCUGCUCGCCAACGAAGCCCGACGAUGAAGCCGUAACUGAAUACCAACUGCGGAUGAUUCGACGCAAGUUAUACGAGUUCUAUGUGUUCAGGAAAGAGAUACCUACCAUCGACAAACUGACGCGCGUACUCAAGAGGGAAUUCAACAUCACGGUGUUGCGCAAGGCACUGCUGAAGGUACUGCGUAAUGAUGGCUUCCGGCUUGCCGGUCGCCAGGAGCUGAUUAAGAUGCCGCAGGGCGAGGGUCGACAUCUCCUGGAGCCCCCGGAGCCCCUGUCACCCGCCACGCCAUCCGCGCCCCCCAGCGAAGAGGAGCCACCUGAGAAACUGUUGUAAACGGUCUAUCUUGUCUUAGCUAGAUGUAUACUUCUUGCAAGUGUUUAUGUGUAAUGUUCUAUGAAUGUGCAUUCUGCCAGUGUUAAAUCCUCCCUGAAAGAACUUUUCCUUUAAUUUGUACUGUUGCAUAUUGUAUCUCCCGCGUUUUCAGAGCUAAUUGCGAUUUUUAUUGCGCCUAAAUGUGUAUAUUUUUGCGACAAGCGAUUGUUACAUUUAGUAGAAUCGAUGUGUUAUUGUAGACGUCACAUAUGCAAAUAGUUAAAAAACUCUUCGUUUCCACCUUCCUUGUACGAAUAAUUUAACACUCCAAUGAGUUUUUAUAUUACUAUAUUUCUACUUCAAUACAUACUAACUUUACUAUGUAUUUUAUUUGUUAUUUAAUUCUAUGAGAUAAACAAAUUUAGUUAGGAAAACAUUGUAACAUUACGAAUUUAAAAAAGAAAA